ACCACAGCUUUUCUAAACACUCCGUGUCACGUGACAGCACUCCGCCUUGUGAUUGGUCGGACAUGUGGCUGCUCGUUUACCAAGAUGGCGCCGACCCUAGUGGAGCAUGUUGUCGCUGAUGCCGGAGCGUUUCUGAAGAGAGCGGCUCUACAGGAGAUCGGAGCGAACAUCUACACGCUGCGGGAUGUGGUGGACGAGAUCCGGGACAAGGCGACCCGCAGGAGCCUGGCGGUGCUGCCGUACCAGCUGCACUUCAGGGAGCCGCUUCCGGAGCACGUCCGACACGUGACCGAGUUCUCCAAGAAGACCGGCGACUACCCGAGUCUGUCCGCCACCGACAUCCGCGUCCUGGCUCUGACCUACCAGCUGCAGCUGGAGCACGGGGGGGCGGAGCACCUGAGGGAGGAGCCCACACUGCAGGUGAACGUUCAGAGCACGCAGCGCCACCCGGAGACUCCGCUCAACGUGGCCGGCUUCCACUUUCCCUCCAAGAAGCAGACAGACGCCGCACACACGCAGACUCACAACCACACAGACGGCGAGCGCUUCAACAGCUUCCAGUUCUGGAGGGAACCUGUGGCGCCGCUGGAUGACGACCUGCUGGCGUUACUGGGUCGGGGGGAGGAGUCACGUGACAGACAGACAGACGCUCAGACCGAGGCGGCGGACGGCGAGCACUUCAACAGCUUUCAGUUCUGGAGGGAGCCGACGCCCAUCGUCAGCAACGAGCUGCUGGCUCUGCUGGAUGAAGGCGGAGCCUCACGCUCUGACCCUUCAGCUGAAGACCAAUCAGAUGACGAGGACAAAGAGAACGAGCCAGAGGAGGAGGAGGAGCCUGAUGGCGGCGGCUGGAUCACGCCCAGUAACAUCAGGCGGGUGAAGAUGGAGUCUGCUGAUUGGACGGCUCCUGCUGAUGUCACGGUUGGAUGUUUGACCACCGACUUCGCCAUGCAGAACGUUCUGAUCCAGAUGGGCCUCCGCGUCCUCUCCGUCAGCGGGAUGGUGAUCAGACAGGCCAGGAACUACAUCCUGAGGUGCCACGCCUGCUUCAGGACGACCAGCAGCAUGACGAAGGUGUUCUGUCCGCACUGCGGGAACAGUACCCUGAAGAAAGUGGCGGUGACGCUGAACGACGACGGAACCACCCAGAUGCAUUUCUCCAGAAACCCCAAAGUUCUGAACUCCAGAGGCCUGCGGCACACGCUGCCUCUGCCUCAGGGCGGGAAACACGGGAACAACCCCCACCUGGUGGAGGACCAGCGCUUCCCGCAGCAGCGCCUGUCCCGGAAGGCCCGGCAGAAGACGGACGUGUUCGACCCGGACUACGUGGCGGGAUCCUCCCCCUUCUGCGAGAACGACGUCUACAGCCGCGCUGCCAACCUGCAGAUACGAGACGGGCAGUGCGGCGGCGGCAGGAGGCGGGCCAAUCCCAACGCCGCCCGCAAAAAGUUCGUCAAGAAGAAGUGAAGGACGUUCAGGGUCCGUUUGAGCAGAACCAGAACUUUACGCGGUUCUGGGAGAAACGAGUUUAACGGAGCUGGAAUCCAGCGGGUCGUCUGUCUGUAAAAUCAUCGAAUAAAACGUCAAACACCACGGAGGCUGUGUGGGUCACAGGGGGCGGAGCUAAAACCUUCACUUCCUCCAGAGGCGGGUCACAAGCCGGUCAGUUCAGCAGGUGUCCAGUAGGGGGCGUGUCCUGUGCUGCAGUUUUCAGUUUUAACGUUUUGGAGGCAACAAUUCAACUGGGCGUGGUCAGCCAAUGUGUGCCCCGCCCAUUUCUGAAAACAUCACAUCCUGCCAACAUGGCGCCGCCCACAGAGACGCCUUCAGACGCGUCAUGUGACCACGAGCUGUGACAGCAGUUUGUUCUCCGGUCAGAAUGAUCUGACGGUUUUCGCGGCUUCAGAUUAGCGCCGGCGGACCGAGCGCCGCUCGUUAACCAAAAAAAUAACCAUAAACAUGAGAUCAAAGCAAACGGUUCUGGUUCCAGUUUAGGUCAAACUUCUAGAACUGAAGCUGAAGAACAAGAACCCAACAGAGUUACACUUCAACACGUUUUUUUGUAUAAAUGUUUGGCUGCAAUGCAUUGUGGUCUAUAUUCACUUACAGUGAGCAUUGAUGCAUGCUAGUUUUGCAAAGACUUCUGGGAAGUUUGCAGAGCUCUGAAUUUGGAAUCCACACAGCGCUCUGUAGAGGGACCGGUGAAGGCGGUCGGAGCGCGCUCAGUAAGACCCGGAGGUUCGGUCCAGCUUCAGUCAGGAAGUGGAUCCUUGAUCCCGAACCAAAACCGUCAAAAUAAAAGAACCAAAACGACUGAAACACCAGAACAAUUCUGGUUUUGAGUCUCGCCUUCACACGGAUUCUGUCCUCAUCUGGACAUGGAACCUCAUUUCUGUUGGAACUGUCUUCAUACUGUCACUUCUGGAAGGAAUUUGCAUUCUUGGUGACUUUAACGUUUUAUAGAAACAGGUUUCAUUUGGUGUCUUUAAUUUCCAAAACACUUAUAAUAAAUCUAUUCAUAAUUCUAGCAAAAUGUUGUAUCCACAAAAGUACAUUUUCCUCCAAAACUCCUGUUCCGCCUCUUUAGCUGAAAUUAGAAACUAUGUUGACGUGUGAAGUUAUCAUCUGACCUGGGGCAGACCGGACCCUCGAGGCCUGGAGUCUGUCUUUCUCUUAGAUCCUUUACUUCAUUUGUUUUAUUUUCCUUUAAUGCACAUGUGUAAACCCCUAACCCCCCUGGCUUUGUUCUGUUGUCUGUUUAUUCUUCUGAAUAUCGUCAAUAAAACGCUGGGUCCACCUCCCUGCCAAUCAGAAA
This is a messenger RNA of Oryzias melastigma (Indian medaka), 2815 nucleotides long. RefSeq names its product NIN1 (RPN12) binding protein 1 homolog (gene nob1). Bases 85 to 1467 code for a protein of 460 amino acids. The record is from RefSeq and is a predicted model, not a curated record. Gene Ontology annotation, molecular function: RNA endonuclease activity. The transcript is spliced from 9 exons. Gene Ontology annotation, cellular component: preribosome, small subunit precursor. Gene Ontology annotation, biological process: maturation of SSU-rRNA; ribosomal small subunit biogenesis. NCBI's taxonomy places the organism in Eukaryota, Metazoa, Chordata, Actinopteri, Beloniformes, Adrianichthyidae.